Rotaria sp. Silwood2 is the source of this 672-nucleotide messenger RNA. NCBI's taxonomy places the organism in Eukaryota, Metazoa, Rotifera, Eurotatoria, Philodinida, Philodinidae. The record is from the annotation of a GenBank genome assembly.
AUGGUAGCUCAACGUCCAACCGAAUCUGUUGGUCAAAUUGCGUAUAGAUUAUCAAAGAAACGUAUAAAAAUUAGUGAAACCACAUUAAGAAGAAGAUUUGAAGAGGCUGGUGUACAAUCAAUGAAGCCAACUUCCAAACCACUGCUAACUAAUGACCAUAUUAAAAAAAGACUCCAGUGGGCUAUAAAACACAAAGAUGUUGAUUGGAAUCAAACUGUUUUUACAGAUGAAAGUUCAUUUCAUAUGAAACAAGUGAUAAGACGUGUGUGGAAAAAGCGUGGUGAAAAAUAUUAUGUUUCAACAAUCAAACAUCUUGCCAAGGUUCACGUUUGGGGUUGCUUCAGCAAAAAUGGAUUCGGAAAGCUGGUAUUAUUUAGACGAACAUUGAAUUCAAAGCUUAUGUGGAAAAUUUACCAGAAUGGACUCCUACCCUCAGUAAAAAAAUGGCUUGGUGAUAAUAGCAAUCAUUGGAAACUUUUAGAAGAUAAUGAUCCGAAACAUACCUCAAAAACGAGUAAAACGUUUAAGGCCAACAAUGGCAUGCAAUCAUUACCCUGGCCAUCGCAAUCUCCAGACUGUAACCCAAUCGAAAAUGUAUGGGCAUUAAUGAAGCUCAAAAUAAAUCAACAACCACCUACAUCAAUCAAUAAUUUCAUUGCAAGAAUAAAAUAA